This is a messenger RNA of Drosophila innubila, 783 nucleotides long. RefSeq lists its product as uncharacterized. The record is from RefSeq and is a predicted model, not a curated record. Gene Ontology annotation, biological process: glucose 6-phosphate metabolic process; gluconeogenesis. The transcript has 4 exons. Gene Ontology annotation, cellular component: membrane. Gene Ontology annotation, molecular function: glucose-6-phosphatase activity. Lineage: Eukaryota; Metazoa; Arthropoda; Insecta; Diptera; Drosophilidae.
AUGGACUUGGAGGUGUUUCGCCUGGCGGCGAAUUACUAUCACAAUUUGCUCAAUGCGGAGUUGCACAUCAACGAAUGGGUGCAGGAAAACUUAAGCAUAGCGGAGCCGCUUUUUAGGUUCAUCAGUGUCCACCUGGAGCCAGGGAGCCUUUUCAAUGUGUUAAUUCCUCUGAUGGGCAUAUUUAGCCAGGAUUUACUAGUACAGCUCCUUUAUAUGACUGGCGUGGUUAGCACAGUGAGUUCUUUUGAGAAAUGGAUGUACCCGGAAUUGCGACCCCUUUGGUGGCUGCGCGAACUUUAUGCAAAUGGAAAUAGAAAUGGCAUCAAGGGUGGCGUUGCUUUGCAGAGUCAUGACUUAAGUUGCGAGACAAGCGGAGGAAUGCCGUGUGCUCAUUCUAUGUCCUUGACGGCUUUCCUAAUGAUUGCCAGCUCGCAUCUGUCCAUUCCGAGCCAACGAAACAGAUGGAGGUUUACUUUAUAUGGUUUAAUAGGAUGUUGCAUAGUAAGUGUGUGGCUGAGUCGGCUCUAUUUGGCCACAGAAUUUCUGCAUCAAUGCUUGUUGGGUAGUUACAUUGCUGUAAGCACUUUGACCAGCUUCGACAGACACUUGGAAUAUUUGUAUAGCCGACGACGAAGAUAGACGGUGACUGUGGUGCUUCUUCUUGGUUGCCUCGCCGUGUCAGUUUAUUUUAUCAAGCUGCGCUUCGGUCUCGAUCCACAUUGGUCUGUGCGACAGAAACCGAAACCAACAGAAAAUCUACCAAAUGUCCAGGGUCAAUUCUAA